Penicillium canescens is the source of this 817-nucleotide messenger RNA. RefSeq lists its product as uncharacterized. The record is from RefSeq and is a predicted model, not a curated record. NCBI's taxonomy places the organism in Eukaryota, Fungi, Ascomycota, Eurotiomycetes, Eurotiales, Aspergillaceae. Bases 95 to 808 code for a protein of 237 amino acids. The transcript has 2 exons.
GUUUCUGUUUGUCUCUAUCUUCCUCCCACUUUAUCCGCCAUCAAAUUCAAACAGAGUAUUUGUGCCCUCGCAAAUACAACAUCGACCCGAAGCGAUGGGAGAUGAAUCGAUUGAACCAGAAAUUAUUGUCUGGCAGGAGCUUCGGGUUCCUAGCGAAGAACCUAGUGACCAAUGGAACAGCCAUUUUCAACCUAUGAUUCAAGCUCUAGGUCACGAUGAGUCCUCAUGGGCAAGGAUUCCAGAGCGCCCCGACACUGUGCUUAUGGCGACAUUAUGGUGCUCUAAUUCAGCCCUGAAGGACUUUAGAGAUUCCCCAUCCGCUCAGCUCUUCUGGGAAGAUCUGGGGGCCAAGGGCAUAAGCCUUCUGACUUCAUAUGAAUCAAUUUACAGUGGGAACUGGUUUCAAUGUUUGUGCAGAUCAUAUGUUCAGUUAUUCCAGGUUUAUUUUCAGGCUCCUAUCACCGAGGAACAGGAAGCUCGGACUUAUAAAGUGAGAGGCAUGUGUCCAGCAGCUCUGGGCCCCUCGGUGCCUAGGAAACACCACAUAACAAGACACCUUCCUGAGCCAGUAUGUACAACUCAGACAGAGCACUUGAAUGGAGCACAAGCUCAGUUGGUGUUGUGGCCACACUUUUGGGCGAAUGCUAAGAAGGCUGAGUGGAGGCAUACGGAGACUUAUAUACUAUCAGGUAGUGUGGCAAUAGGCACACAGACCAUCAUGGAGAAGUUCAUUGGCAAUUUGAAGGAACUUGGUGCUAUAGAAUGGAGAGAAGAGUUUUGUAAGUUCAAAAGAAUACCAUAUCUUUGAUUUAGGAAG